AACCAAAAUUUUUCGGAGCAUACUAGUGUGAGUGAAAUGCUCGACCACAUACCCCAAUCAAUCAAAUCCCAACUGUUUUUCUCAAACUCCUUCCUUUUACUUGUAACUAGCCUUCUUAAGCUCCAAAUUGAUGGCAGGAAUGGCUUCCUCCUGCUUCGGAUCCUUCCCCGCAGCCGCAUCCAACAAGAUUUCCUCUUCUUCUUCUUCUCCGGCGGCUUUCAAGCCACUCAAGCUUCCACUCUUUUGGCCGUGGCAGAAGGUGAAGAUGGGCCCUCUGAGUGUAUCCCCUAUGGGAUUUGGAACCUGGGCGUGGGGGAACCAGCUCCUGUGGGGCUACCAGGAAUCCAUGGACUCUGAGCUUCAACAGAUUUUCAAUUUGGCUGUGGAGAAUGGAAUCAAUCUCUUCGACACCGCAGAUUCCUAUGGUACUGGAAGAUUAAAUGGCCAAAGCGAAAAGCUACUUGGAAAAUUUAUCCGACAAUCUCAAGUGAAAAAUGACGUUGUGAUAGCCACCAAGUUUGCAGCGUAUCCAUGGCGUCUAACACCUGCUCAGUUUGUCAAAGCUUGCCAGGGAUCUUUGGAUCGAAUGCAGAUUGAGAAAAUUGGUAUAGGACAAUUACAUUGGUCAACAGCAAACUAUGCUCCUUUACAGGAGAUGGCUCUUUGGGAUGGACUAGUGGCAAUGUAUGAUAAGGGAUUAGUUCAAGCAGUUGGAGUAAGCAACUAUGGACCAAAGCAACUGGUAAAGAUAUAUGACUAUCUUAAAGACCGAGGAGUUCCUUUAUGCUCUGCUCAGGUGCAAUUUUCUUUACUAAGCAUAGGGGAUGAUCAGUUGGAGAUAAAGAAGAUAUGUGAUUCAUUGGGCAUCCGCUUGAUCGCUUACAGUCCUUUGGGAUUGGGUAUGCUUACAGGAAAAUACUCACCUUCCAAGCUUCCAUCUGGACCUCGAGGUCUGCUAUUCAGGCAAAUUCUACCAGGAUUGGAACCUCUACUGACUACACUUGGAGACAUUGCAGACAAAAGGCACAAAACAAUACCACAAGUUGCCCUUAACUGGUGCAUGUCCAAAGGGACCACACCCAUACCUGGAGCUAAGACAUUAAAACAAGCUCAAGAAAAUUUGGGUGCUCUAGGCUGGAACCUUACCCAAGAGGAAUUGAACCAGUUGGACGAUGGAGCUCGAGAGUCCCCCAGGAAGAUGAUACAGAAUAUUUUCCAGACCAGGUAAACUUGGAUGCACCAAGAGGCGCCCUAGGAGAAGCUGGUGAACACGGCUCACAAAGGGAUGUAGUUGAAUGAAAAUUGGAUAUUGAUAUGUAAAAAUAAUGAACAUAUUACAUCAAUAAAAUAGAUUAAAAAA
This is a messenger RNA of Benincasa hispida (wax gourd), 1360 nucleotides long. RefSeq names its product NAD(P)-linked oxidoreductase superfamily protein (gene PLR1). The record is from RefSeq and is a predicted model, not a curated record. Gene Ontology annotation, cellular component: cytoplasm. NCBI's taxonomy places the organism in Eukaryota, Viridiplantae, Streptophyta, Magnoliopsida, Cucurbitales, Cucurbitaceae.